GGAUACAUUCAAUUCUGCAAACAACUCAACAAAAAAUAGGUAUCGAUGUAAUAUCGUAUCGGAAUUGUUGCUGCAUUUGGGUGUAGAAUUUUCGUUAAAAAGUGAUUGAGUGAAUUGAUAUUAUAUUGAUAGUCUUGUUCUUUUCUUACAUCUUAAUUUGGGAAGCUUCAUUCUGAAUCAUGGCACAACUGCCUCCGCGGAAGAAUCUAACACCAACCAGGAUCUCAAAACAGCACCUAUCACCAUUACAGACAUUGUUGCAAAUGGGUUUUACUAAGCAUCGAGCGGAAAAGGCCUUAGCUGCAACUGGUAACAGAGGAGUUCAGAUUGCUUCGGAUUGGUUGCUUGCUCAUGUAAACGACUCAACUUUGGAUGAAAAUAAUCCUCGCGAAUACAUUUUGUAUGCAUGCCCUACAGGGCCCUUUCUACAACAGUUGGAGGAAUUUUGGAAAAAGUCACGUAUAAUGUGUGGUUGGAAUGGUGCACACAAUUAUGUCCCACAUAUCACGUUGGUCUCAUUUUUUAAGGCACCCGACGAAAGCUCAUUGCAAUUAUCUAAAGCUCUGAAACAAGUAGUAGACAUGAGUGGCGCACUGCUAGAUCGGCCAUUAAAGCUGGAGCCUUAUAUGAGUCAAAAUUUUAUGGGUUUCUUUGUAGCCGAGGAUGACGCGAACUAUUUAAAACGGCUAUCGCUGCAAUACGUUAAGGAGGUGUCCAACUCAAUCAUAAGCGAUACAUAUGAGCAGCUCGAUGCAAUAGUCGCUUGCUUCCCAUGGUGCGGUGCUGUUUCGUCUGGUACACGUUGUAUACCUCGUAGUAGUCGAUCUAUAUCUUUGGAGCCCCACGUAAAAUCUCUGCAUCUUACCUUAGCAUAUCAGUUUCCGCAAAAUCAAUUUAAUGCACUUAAAGCAUUAGUGGAAUUGCUCGACGCAUCUUGCGCCUCGAAUUGGGAGCUGCGUUUAUACUCGCGCGAUCCUCGAUUAACCACGAAACAAGUUCAUAAGGUGGUGUACCCCCAUAGUCCUCAUGAAAUUGAUGAACUGGAGUUACGUAUUGGCGAUUAUAUUUAUUUAAGUACGGAUGCAGUUGAUAACUCUUGUGAUGGCUGGGUGGAGGGCAUUUCAUGGCUUACAGGAAGUUCUGGUCAUUUGCCAGUAAAUUACACUGAGCGCACUGCUGAGUCAGAUGCGUGGACAUUGCAUCGUGUCGUGCAGUUAUCAAAGUCGAUGACACCGUCGUUAACAUCGGCCGAAGAUAUCGAUAUUGUCGAUGGUCGUAGUAUUUCAAUUGACCAUGACGAACGAGAACGAAGUUGUUUGCAUCAUCAAAUUGGUUUACCCCAUGAAAUGCUAGAGGGGUCUUUGUUGAAUGAUGAAUCGGAGAAAAGCGUGGAAAAAUAUCUACGAAAAACAUUGGAGCCGUGCUUGGAUUUAUCAGUAACACAAAAUAGUAAUAAACUUCCCAAAUCUGGACGAACAAGUCAGCUGGUACAAUGUAGUAAACAGCAGGAAUCCCUGAACUUAGAAAACAUUGCAUCUCACGUCAUCGAAGUAGCUGCACGACGAAAGGAGAUGGAGAUAUUAGUAGAGCCGAUUGGGUUUACAGCACCACGAUACGAUGAUACACUUAGUAUUGACUCUGAGCGUUCACAAGAGGUUGGAAGUCUUGAGGCGGCAUCAGACAAAAAUCGGCGGAUGUACAUAAUGCGACAUGGAGAGCGCGUAGAUUUCACCUUUGGCACGUGGAUACCUUACUGUUUUGACGAAUUCAACAACUACUUACGAAAGGAUUUAAAUAUGCCCAAGAAAUUGCCACGAAGGCAAAGGAGUCCUGAAGGAUGGCAAAAUGAUUCGCCACUUACGAACAUUGGGCUUUUUCAAGCAAAGCUGACGGGAGAAGCCUUACUUGAAUGUAAUGUUCGCAUCGAUCAUGUUUACUGUUCUCCAGCCUAUCGUUGUAUACAAACCUGCAUAAGCACAUUAGAAGGUUUAAAUUCGCGCCACAAAUUUAAAAUUAAAUUAGAACCAGGUUUGUUUGAGUGGAUGGCUUGGUAUCCGGACGGUGUACCCGAUUGGCUUAGUAAACCGGAGUUAUUGGAGGCUGAUUGCAAUGUAGAUACAAACUAUGAUCCUUUUAUGUCUGUUAGUAAGCUGAACGACUGCAUCAAAGAAACGACAGAGGAGUUUUAUACGCGUAAUUAUGAAACUGCGCGCAAAAUUAUUGAAACAACUAGGGGAAACAUUUUAAUUGUUGCACAUGCAACCACUCUUGAUACAUGCACACGCCAAUUAAUUGGUGCAGAGCCGCGUAGCACAAAUGAAUUACGUCAAGUUAUACACAAAAUACCAUACUGCAGUUUGGGUAUUGUUGAGGAAGUAGGGAGUGGCAAUUGGAAAUUGGUGGAACCGGAAUGUUUACCUGUGACACAUUCGAAAAACCCUCGCUUUGAAUGGAAUGCUCUCACUGCCACAUAGUGUUCGUGCUUUGAUGGGAUGAUACCUUCUGAAAGUCGGGUGCAGAAGCUUUUUUGAAUAAAUAAACGAUUUAUUUUAUAGUAGAAACUUUAAUAUAUUGUAAAUUCUCAUAAUUAGCAACCAUUUUUUUUUUACUUAGCUCAGUAUAGUAAAUUAUGGUACAGAUUCAGCCGUUAUAAAAAAUAAUUUUAAGAGAAUGUAGUUUUAAUAUAUAAGCAUUCUUUUCUAUUUAAAUUCUUAUGUCUUAUUUAAGGCCCGAGGCCAAAAAUUUACCUUCGUUCGCUAUUCUAGUACCCUUUUAACCAACAUAUUCAUCCUUAUUAUCGAAUCCAUCAUUUACACUACGAAUACGAAAAAAUUACUUCUACUGAAUAAGGGAAUAAAGUUCUGCCAAACUCGUAUGUUAA
This is a messenger RNA of Ceratitis capitata (Mediterranean fruit fly), 2881 nucleotides long. It is a transcript of the gene Epp, whose product is annotated as protein UBASH3A homolog. The record is from RefSeq and is a predicted model, not a curated record. Bases 180 to 2474 code for a protein of 764 amino acids. Gene Ontology annotation, molecular function: protein binding. Lineage: Eukaryota; Metazoa; Arthropoda; Insecta; Diptera; Tephritidae. The transcript has 10 exons.